This is a messenger RNA of Suillus paluster, 258 nucleotides long. RefSeq lists its product as uncharacterized. Lineage: Eukaryota; Fungi; Basidiomycota; Agaricomycetes; Boletales; Suillaceae. The transcript is spliced from 2 exons. The record is from RefSeq and is a predicted model, not a curated record. The coding region runs from base 1 to 258 and encodes 85 amino acids.
AUGGCAAGCUUGAGGAAACUUGCACCAAGAUGGUCCAUGCCCAGAUUCCCCCUUAAUAGACUGUUCCAUGCAUGGCACCUUCGUCACUUCAUCUCAUGCGACAGCACCACGCUAGCCACACUUCAAGCUGCACUGCGAGGAGAUAAUGAUAAAGAAACUGAGCUGAAUGAGAUGUGGUCAACCAUUCAGGAGGAACUAGAGGACAUGUCGGGGGAUGAAGACAUCAGAAAUGACGAUGAGGACAUAGACAACGACUGA